Messenger RNA from Saccostrea echinata, 498 nucleotides. RefSeq lists its product as uncharacterized. Bases 26 to 397 code for a protein of 123 amino acids. The transcript has 2 exons. The record is from RefSeq and is a predicted model, not a curated record. Lineage: Eukaryota; Metazoa; Mollusca; Bivalvia; Ostreida; Ostreidae.
UUCCCUCCACUGUCCCCACGUGACCAUGUCCAGCCGCUGGGAUUGGAUGCUGGGGAUUAUCUUUAUGGUGGCCAUUAGUGUCAUAGUCAUUGUAUCUACGUUUGCGUGUAUAGCCUUUUGCAAAUGCAAGAAACGGAUCAAACAAGCUAAAACAGUGGGCAUCGCUCCAGUUCAUGAAGAUAGCGAUACAGAUGCUGCAUCACGACCUAUACACACUGUGUCCCCUAGGACCGUGUCCCCAUCUGACAUUGGUCGGGGAAGGCAGAAGAAAACACCUGUAACACCCCUCCACACCUCUAGAUCCACCACAGUAAACACUCCUCUAGGAUCCUCACGCCAAUCCAACGAUCAUUUCUUUUACUCUAGCAGACAAGCAUGGAUGUUUGAACCCGACUAAAUUAAAAGACGUGUGACUCCCACUAUAUUACGCAUUGUCACCAACCAAAGCUUUAAUAGGAAAGAAUUUCUAAUGGACUUAUUUUGUUUUAUUAAUGACAA